AUGGAGACAAACCUAGAAAUAUCGGAAUCUGAUGAGUACGAGGAUGACUUGCCUAAAUUAGAGCAAGCUAACAUCCUGUGGUCUAGCACUAACGUUUACAUAGUGCAGGAAUUGUUGGGCAGCGGCACCUUUGGUAACGUUGUGAAGGGUGUUAUAAGAGCAACCAACGAAAAUGUGGCAAUCAAAAUCUUGAAGGACCAUCCACGUGUUGUUAAAUAUGCUGAGGCUGAGGUGGAAAUCCUCUCCCAGCUGAACAAGGAAAACCCAGACGAAUUUAACGUUGUUAAGCACUAUGAGUAUUUCCAACACAACGAUAACAUGUGCCUUGUGUUCGAGAUGUUAGAUAUCAGCCUAUACAACUUUAUACAGAAACGCAACAAUAGGCCGCUUCCUGUGAGACACAUACGCCCUAUUGUGCAGCAGGUGGGCAAUGCACUGGAUAAGCUAAAGAGUCUACAGAUAAUUCACACCGACUUGAAGCCAGAGAAUAUCAUGUUGGUAAACACGUCCAAGUACCCAUUCAAGAUCAAGGUCAUAGACUUUGGUUGUGCCAUCCAUACAUCCAAGGUUCGAGUUCCAAGUUACAUACAAACAAGAUACUAUAGGUCCCCAGAAAUAUUGUUGGCAUUACCGUUCUGGGAGGCUAUCGACAUGUGGUCUCUGGGGUGUAUCAUGGCAGAGCUAUUUACAGGAUAUCCAUUGUAUCCUGGAGCAUCUGACUAUGAUCAGAUCCGCUACAUCACAGAGACCCAGGGUCUGCCCCCUGAUAAAAUGCUCGAUUGGGGAAUAAAGACCGAGGAUUACUUUAGAAUCAACGGUGAAUGUGAGGUUUUAUUAUGGAGUUUAAAGAGUAAAAUACACUAUGAAUAUGAGACUGGUAUUAGACCAAUGGAAAGAAGGAGAUAUGUCUUCAGCUCUCUUGAUGAUAUGAGGAAGAUAAUUUUACCAUCAAAGUUAGAGGGCAGUGACACGCUGGUGGAGAUGGCUGACAUAUGGCAGUUUCUUGAUCUGCUGAAGGAAAUGCUUACUAUGGACCCAUACAAGAGGAUAACUCCCAUAGCCCUUCUCAGCCAUCCCUUCAUCACCAUGGCUCACCUCCAGCACUUUACACGGAGUUCAUACGUAAAUCAUUGCUUCCAGGCCAUGGAGAUAAACAAAGAACAGCAUGCAAAUACUAUCGCACUUUCAAAUAAAACUGAGGCUGAGCCCCAGGGAGCAUGUGAGAGUUCCCCAUCAGCACAGAUCGAGAUCCAAGACCAGGUGAGUAUAGUGAUAGUCCUCCUUAUGAUCCCAUUAAAAACCGGAGGGGAACUGUUAGGGGUGUCCAGUAGACAGCAAUGUGCAGCUGAAGAUGUAAUGGUUUCUCCAGCUUGUGGGAUGGGGAUCAUUAUUCAUAACUCUAAUUAUAACGUGAACACAGACAUAGAACAGGAGGUAUGGCCUGAGCCUCCAGAAAUGGAGACAGAGUCACCGAAUGAAGAGGACAAGAAGGAACAGCUGAUAGAAGAAGAUUCUGGGAAGAAAGAAAAGGAAAAAAAGAAUGAUCGCAGCGAGAGACAUCUGGAACUUCAUGUAAAUGCUAUCGCACUAGCUAGCCAAACUGAGGCUGAGCCCCUGGGAGCAUGUGAGAGUUCCCCAUCAGCACAGAUCGAGAUCCAAGACCAGGUGAGUAUAGUGAUAGUCCUCCUUAUGAUCCCAUUAAAAACCGGAGGGGAACUGUUAGGGGUGUCCAGUAGACAGCAAUGA
Pelobates fuscus (common spadefoot toad) is the source of this 1746-nucleotide messenger RNA. Its product is annotated as homeodomain-interacting protein kinase 2-like. The coding region runs from base 1 to 1746 and encodes 581 amino acids. Gene Ontology annotation, cellular component: nucleus; cytoplasm. The transcript has 12 exons. Gene Ontology annotation, biological process: peptidyl-threonine phosphorylation; peptidyl-serine phosphorylation. Gene Ontology annotation, molecular function: protein tyrosine kinase activity; ATP binding; protein serine/threonine kinase activity. Lineage: Eukaryota; Metazoa; Chordata; Amphibia; Anura; Pelobatidae. The record is from RefSeq and is a predicted model, not a curated record.